CUAGUUUUCUUGCUCUUAUUCUCUAUAUUCUUCUAAGUUCAUUUCUUCCUCAAGAGUUUUGCUUAGUUUGACAGUUAAUGCUUGUUGUUUCCCUUCAAUUCUAUGUUCCAUCCAAAAUUUAUGAUGAUUUGCUGUGUUUUUAUGAGAUGUUCAAGAUAUCCCAUGAGUUUCUUUCUUUCAAUUCUUUUGAUUUGUUCACAAUUCUGUUAACUCUUUUAUGAAUCUUAUAUCUCAACUGUGUUCUGUUUGCUGGAUUCUGGAUGGUGUUGUUGGCAAUCUGGUUUAUUUCAGUUUUUAGCCUCUGAUGGCAUUUACUUUGUGUUCUUGAACAGAGAAGGAUUUUCCUUCGUGCAUGUUAGGCAGAUAUUUUAGGGUUCUUGUCUUUCUUCUAGUUUCUUCUGUUUUCCUAACAAUUCCCAUACAGAAUGAAUUUACCUCUUUUGGUUGACAAAGUGGGCCUCAUUUUUCAUGUCUAUUUUGUUUUUGUGCUGGAGAAUGUAAACUUGUUUUGUCCUGCUAGGAAUUGAACAUGCUUCAGUUGAAACUUAAGUACAUUAUUGUCUGUAUUGAAAGAUACUUGUGAUAUUUCAUGGCAUGAGUUAUGGUGACCAAACCCAUGUCAAUUUUUGUUAUAAGGGUAGGUUUAUUAGGUCAUACUCUCUCUUUUUCUCUUUCCUUUCCUUUUUUCCUAGAAAAAAAAAAUUCCAAAGAAUCAUCAGUUGACUUGAAGGACUUGUGAUCUGCAUGUGUCUACAUUGAGACUUCAAAUAAUGCUAGUUCUUCCCCUGCCAUUGAAACACUUUGUUUAUCCAUUAGAUUUAUUUGGAAUUUCUGUUAUUGACAAGUGAAUGAGAUCCUUUGACUUUUAUAGAAGGAUGUUUGGUGUUGAUGUCAAGAACAUUGAUGAGCUGAGGCAGAAGCUUUUGUGCACAACCGUUGAGCUAGAGUCGCUGAAAGUUGAAGCAAGUGAAGAGAUGAGAAAGCACAAGGAGGAUGUUAAGCAUUUAGUUGAUCUCCUGAAGAUGGCAUACAAAGAAAGAGAUGAGGCAAAAGAACAGUUGCAGAAGCUUCUUAACGAGUUGAUGCCUUCUAAUUCUGCUGAAUUACACACCAUUCUUCCUCAACCACAACCCAAAAGCCCCCUUGUUAUACCCCUGAAGGCAAACUCAAGCAUAACCGAAUCUAACAGUCUAUCAGAUACAUAUAAUCACCAAUCACAUGGUUCUUCCCCUGUGGAUUCCUUCUUUGAUGCAAUUACUUCCCCAGAUUUCUCAAGCAUAAACAUGGCUGGUACGAGUCACAUAAAAUUUGGGAAUAAGACUUAUGUUGAAGAAUAUACUGGUUCUAUGUCAACAGGUUUGGUCUCUCCAUCCGUUAAUCCGGCUGAUGCUGCAAUUGAUAGUCUUGUUAAUGGAAAAGUCCUGCCUCAAAAAGGAAAACUGUUACAAGCUGUUACAGAGGCAGGUCCUCUUCUUCAAACACUUCUUGUUUCAGGGCCACUUCCCCAGUGGAGAAAUCCUCCUCCACUGCAACACUUCAAUAUUCCACCAUUUUCUAUCAAUGGUUGUGAGAUUGCAAAUACAAUUGAUAAGAAACCUGCUGCAAAUGCAAAUUCUGGUGCUCAGAAACCACAGAGUUUAUCGUCUUAUCCUGAUAUGUCUCGUGGUUCUUCUCAAAUGUGUUCGGUUUCCAUGUUAAAUUUUACAAAUGGCGCUUCUGGUUCAGGUUUAGGCAGUUGUUGGCCGUUAAAUUCUGGCAAGCAGCAAGGAUUUCAUUGAGAUUAUGAUACUUUACUCUCUCUUUUUCUUCUUUUUUUUUUUUUUUUUUUUUUUUUUUUUUUUUUUUUACUUUUCUUUCCUUUUGUAUAAAAAAAAAAAAAACAAAUUUCAGUGGUUGAUGGUGUAAAUGAGAGAUUUUCUUUUGGGGGGUUGAAUGGCAUAGCUAGUUGUUUUGUUUGCCUGCUUCGACAUGAGAAAGUUACAUUUCUUGUUCCUUGAUUAAUCAGAUUUAGUUAUUUUCCACUUGAAACAGAGAAUUUGUAAAAUUAGUCCAUGAAGUUACAGGAACCGGAAUUGUUGCUCAAAUAUCUUGUACAAUUGUCUAACAUGAACAUUGCAGCAUUCUUUUCUUUUGUUA
Hevea brasiliensis (rubber tree) is the source of this 2136-nucleotide messenger RNA. RefSeq lists its product as uncharacterized. Bases 849 to 1778 code for a protein of 309 amino acids. Lineage: Eukaryota; Viridiplantae; Streptophyta; Magnoliopsida; Malpighiales; Euphorbiaceae. The record is from RefSeq and is a predicted model, not a curated record. The transcript has 2 exons.